This is a messenger RNA of Daucus carota subsp. sativus, 2148 nucleotides long. Its product is annotated as MDIS1-interacting receptor like kinase 2-like. Lineage: Eukaryota; Viridiplantae; Streptophyta; Magnoliopsida; Apiales; Apiaceae. The record is from RefSeq and is a predicted model, not a curated record. Gene Ontology annotation, molecular function: protein binding. Bases 14 to 1564 code for a protein of 516 amino acids. The transcript has a single exon.
GGCACACUUUGUAAUGCCUUGUUAUCCUCUUCUCUUUGUUUUCUUUCUCUCAUUACUUCAAUCCAUUCUAACAACACAAGAGGGAGAAGCUCUUGUGAAAUGGAAGAAUAGCCUAGCCCCUUCUUCUUUUCUCGACUCUUGGUCACUCACCAAUCUCGAUAAUCUUUGCAACUGGACUGGCAUUACUUGUAACUCUGCAGGUUCAGUCUCUCUGAUUAACCUCUGUGAGAAACAACUUGAUGGAAUGCUGUCUGAGUUUGGUUUCACUUCAUUUCCAAAUCUCAACAAUCUCACCCUCGCAGUUAACAACUUCUCCGGUCCAAUACCAGCAGCCAUUGAGAAUUUGACAGAGCUUCGGUAUCUUGAUUUGAGCAAUAAUUAUCUAGAUGGUCCCAUUCCUUUCCAGGUUAGCCAUCUUCAGAGGUUGCUCAUCUUAAAUCUGUCACGGAAUGCAUUGCAAGCUCUAAAUUGGUCCAAUUUCUCUCCCAUGCCUUUUUUGCGCAUCCUCAAGCUCAGUAGAAAUCAUCUUGCGUCGAAAUUCCCAAAUUUUAUAUCCAAUUCUCAUAGCCUGACUCACCUUGACCUUUCAUAUAACAUGUUUACCGGUGAUCUAGCAUGUGAACCAAUAUUUGCCAACCUGCAUAAGCUUGAAGUGCUUAGUCUCGUUGACAAUUCUUUUGAGGGGCCAUUUCCGCCAAAUAUAUUCAAGCUUUCCAAAUUAAAACGUCUUGCCCUGUCAGGUAACAAAUUUUCAGGUCCAAUUCCCAAUGACAUAAGGUUGCUUUGUGAUCUUGAAUCCCUAUAUUUAGGUAACAAUUCCUUUGAAGGACCGCUUCCACCAAAUAUAUUCAAGCUUUCAAAAUUAAAAGAUCUUGUUCUUUGGCGUAAUAAGUUUUCAGGUUAUAUUCCCAAUAGUAUAAAUUUGCUUUCGGCGCUUGAAGCCCUCGAUCUUUAUUCUAAUUUUUUUGAGGGGCCGCUUCCACCAAAUAUAUUCAAGCUCUCAAAACUAAGGAUUCUUUCCCUUGGGAACAAUAACUUUGCAGGUUCUGUCUCUAAUAAUAUAGGUUUGCUUCCUGAGCUUGAAACCCUAUAUCUUGACUCUAAUUUGUUUGAGGGGCCGCUUCCCCCACAUAUAUUCAAGCUCUCUAAAUUAAGAUAUCUAGACCUCUCAAACAAUAGAAAUUUAUUUGAAAUUAGAAGUAUUCCUAUUGGAUUGGGACUCUUGACUAACCUCAACUAUUUAGAUCUACAUUGCAGUAAUCUCAGUGGCGAUAUUUCAUCUGCCAUUGGAAACCUGAAGCUACUAGUAUUUCUUGAUCUCAGUUUUAAUCAAUUGACCGGACCGCUUUCAAAGAUCGUUUCUAAUCUCACAAAUCUUAUAUAUCUUGAUGUAAGUCAUAAUAGUCUUAGUGGAAAUAUUAGUGACUUGUGGAAAUAUUAUCUGUCUGGGAACAUUCCUAAGGAAUAUAACGAUCAUCCAACUUUGGAAUACAUCAAUUUAAGUGGGAACCAUUUUACAGGUAUGUUUUCUCUAUAUAUCUUUUCCUUUUGUCAUAUUAACUAAGCUUGUAAUCUUUUUGUAGUUAUACCAAAGUUUUAACAAUCUUGACAGGUGAGCUUCCAACAACAAUUUGCAAUGUCACUUCCCUUUCAGUUCUUGAUUUGUCAAAUAAUGGAUUAAGUGGUGCACUUCCAAACUGUUUCGCGAAUCUUGCUGAUAGAUUGCUUUACAUUAAUCUUGCUAAUAAUCAGUUUCGAGGAACAAUACCAACUACUUUAUCCAAAAGUUGUCAGCUGACAUAUCUAAACAUGGAUAAUAAUGAGUUUGAAGGAUUGGUGCCCCCAUCUUUGGCGAACUGUAAGCACUUGAAAAUUCUUGAUAUUGGCAAUAAUAAAAUAGGUGGUUCAUUCCCGUCAUGGCUUUAUGUACUUGGAGAGCUAGAAGUCCUUGUCUUGCGAUCAAAUAAACUCUAUGGUACAAUAACUGGAAGGAGCAUAGAAGAUCCCUUCCCCAAGUUGCGGAUUGUGGAUCUGUCCGAUAAUCAAUUCACAGGCCAUUUGCCAAUUCAAUACUUUAAGAAUAUGAAAUCAACUGAUAAUAUGUAUAAUUAUCUGAAUUCCACAGGAGGAAUAUAUUUCACUUAUGAA